GCGUCUCUUCGAUGUGCCUUAAUAUUGAACAAAACUCUCCUGUCCCCCUCCGCCUGUCGGUUUGGACAAGCCAGCGAGUCCCACUGACAGGAGCGGAGCCGAGGAAGAGCAGCAGGGAGGGGGCAGACGGCACCACCGCAGAGAUGGCGGCUGCAAUGGGGUCUACUACCCUGAGCAAAGAUGAUGUGAACUACAGGCUGCAUUUCCGCAUGAUCAACGAGCAGCAAGUGGAAGAUAUCACCAUCGAUUUCUUCUACAAGCCGCACACCAUCACCCUCCUGACCUUCACCGUCGUCAGCCUGAUGUACUUCGCCUUCACCAGGAAUGACUCAGACCCAGACAACAAUCUCUGGAUUGGGCUCAUUUUAGUGAUAUCCUUCUUUCUCAUCAUCAGUGUACUGGCCUUUCCUAAUGGACCAUUUACUAGACCACAUCCAGCAAUAUGGCGCAUGGUUUUUGGUCUGAGUGUCCUUUAUUUCCUCUUCUUGGUGUUUGUGAUCUUUCUGAACUGGGAGCAGGUCAAAGGGCUGAUGUACUGGCUCGACCCCAAUUUGCGCUACGCCACUCGCGAGGCUGACAUCAUGGAAUACGCAAUCAACUGUCACGUCAUCACCUGGGAGCGGAUUCUCAGCCACUUUGACAUCUUUGCCUUCGGACACUUCUGGGGCUGGGCCAUGAAGGCUCUUCUGAUCCGCAGUUACGGGCUGUGCUGGACGAUCAGCAUAACCUGGGAGCUGACAGAGCUGUUCUUCAUGCACUUGCUGCCCAACUUUGCCGAGUGCUGGUGGGAUCAGGUCAUUCUGGACAUCCUGCUCUGCAAUGGGGGCGGCAUCUGGCUGGGAAUGACCGUGUGCCGCUUUUUGGAGAUAAGGACAUACCACUGGGCCAGCAUCAAGGACAUUCACACCACCACGGGCAAGAUUAAACGAGCAGUGAUGCAGUUCACCCCCGCCAGCUGGACCUACGUGCGCUGGUUCGACCCCAAGUCAUCCAUUCAGAGAAUCGCUGGAAUUUACCUCUUCAUGAUAAUCUGGCAGCUUACGGAGUUGAAUACAUUCUUCCUGAAACACAUCUUUGUGUUCCAAGCCUGUCACGCUCUGAGCUGGUGCAGGAUUCUCUUCAUAGGGAUCAUCACUGCCCCCACCGUUCGGCAAUACUAUGCAUACCUCACAGAUACACAAUGUAAAAGGGUUGGAACUCAGUGCUGGGUAUUUGGGGCUAUUGCGUUUCUGGAAGCCCUAGUCUGCAUUAAGUUUGGACAAGACUUGUUCUCCAAAACCCAGAUCCUGUAUGUUGUUCUUUGGCUCCUGUGUGUGGUCUUCAUUACGUUCCUCUGUUUGUACGGAAUGGUGUGGUAUGCAGUACGCUCAGGACAAAGGCAGAAGAGCCUUUCUGAAUGUGAAGAAAGCACCUACACUGAGGCACCUAGUUUGCAGUAUGAAAAUCUUAAAGGUGAGAAAGAUUCCUUAAACACUUCACACACUUCAAGACGGAAGAAGGGAUCUUCAAAAACCAAAGUCGCCAAUGGGUUCAGUGGAAAGAAGUAAAGCCACACUGUGUUCGGGGCUGCCGUAGUGUGCCAGACAGACCGAGCACGGGCAGGGGAGCGGACUGCCGAGACACACUUUUGGAAACUAAUUAGCCUUGAUGCGAUGGAGAGUAAUGCAUCCAAAGUCAAGGGCUGGUACCUUACACAGAGGCACCUUUGAGUUGAGACCUGCUGUUGUUCUUAAAACGCAGCAUUUAUCAGUCUGUUACAGUGUGUCCUGUCCCCUGCAAUCAGCUUGUCACAAAUCAGUAUGUGUGUUCGUUUAUUACGCUUUUAAGCAAAAUCCUUUUUUGUAAUGUGAACUGAAGUUAAACAAACGGUUUGACUGAAUGACUGGUUUAAGAGUGCUGUGGUAAGGUUGUUGUUUUUUUUCCUGUUUUAGACUGAUCACACAAAGCACACGCUUCAUGCACUUUUUUUCUGUACUGCUAGCCGCAUCCCUCUGGUUUAAGGACAUAAGAAAGAUGGGAAAUGAAAGCAGGCCAUUUGUCUUAGAGUCAAACAUUUUGUCCCACUGUUUGUUGAGGGAGCUCAUAGUUUCACUCUCACCUAUCUCGCUGGGAAACCUGUACCUCAUACCCACAAUAGUUCAUAUUCUCCUCUUCUCUGCCCUAAGUAGAUUACCUUUAGUUAUUAUUUGUGAUACUGAGUCCUUGUUUAACUGUACAGGGCUUACUCUCCCUGUACAUAUUAGGACUUGAUUUGGAUAUAAUAUAUACUCGCCAUGUCCUUUGUUCUAGGCUGGAGAGAUUUAUCACCUUUAGCCUGUUUAUAUCUGGAAAUCAACAGAGACCAGGAAUUAUUCUUAUUGCUCUUCUUUAAACAAUUUGUAAAGUAACAUCCUUUGAAAGGUAUGGUGACCAAAACUGAGCACAGCAUGUUAAAUGAAGCCUUACUAGUGCAUUGUAAAAUAUGAACAUAAAUUCCCUUGAUUUACAUUUCACACUUUUUCCACACUUAAUGCUCUUCACCCAAGAAUGUUUCGCCCUGUUAAUGUUUAUGUCCUGAUGAGGACGUAAACUUGAGUCGCCCAUGCAAUCUGUAAAUUGCAUGUUCCAGCUUCACGUGUGGAUCACUUUCCACAGAGCAAAGUUAAAUGUCAUUUGCCAUCUGUCUGACCACUUUGUCUGUCUUUGUAAAUCCUUUGCAGUUGCAUUUGCAUUGAUGGCUUCCCUUGUAUUUGUUUCACCUGCAAGUUGAACUAGUUUGCCAGCAUCUCUAGACAGAUAAGUAUAAGUGGUGGGCCGAUAAUGGAUCUGUGAGGUAGACCACUGCUUACAGCUACCCAAUUAGAGGUCAAGCCCUUUAAAAUGACGCUCUGUUUCCUGCACGUUUACUAGUUAAAGAAGAUCACCUUUCCUUUCUACCUCGAUACUGGCUGUCUCCUAAAAGAGUCACUUGUUCUUCUAGUUAAACUUUCAUGAUAGUUUUCAUAACUUCACUAGUUAUAGUUGUAACACUAGUGUAUAGGAUGGAUAUAUCCUUCUCUGGAGCACAGUGCCCACUUCUUCACCAGUAACUCACCCACACUGCAGGUCCAUUAGAAAAGUGAGAUAUUACUGCACCAGCUGUAUGAUGAGGGUGAAUUAGGGAGGCUCGCCUGUUUAGCCAGGAUUCACACCCUUUACAAACAGUGCCACAGGUACUUGAAUGGUGAAAUAGUCAGGUUAUAGGUUAAACAUUUUCAACAGCAAGGUGUCUGCAGUCACUCUGAGGAGGGGCACUUGCUUUGACGUUCUGAUGCAGAGGAUUGAGCGACACUGUGACACACAGGCUCCCCAGUGUGGUGACCACGCUGGUCACCUAGUUAGCUUGACCAAUUUGGCCUGAUCUUUUGCUCGUGGUGGUGUGCUCUCAAAAUUCUUACAUUGUUUUUUAUACAUACUGUACACUAGUUACAUAGUUAAUGGCUGAAUUUGUAUGGUAGCAGAGGUCAGUCAACUGUGGCUCAAACUCUUGGAUCUCAGACUGGAGAUUCUUAGCUUCUCGGCAGCAUUGAUAGAUGAAGUCGAUGGACUUCGUGUAUUCAUCCGAGAUACCCAGCUGCAGACCACACACUACAGUAACCUUUGUCAACAUAGCAGUGUGCAGUGAGCUUACCAUCAGUCACUAAAGUGGAACUCUAGCAACUAGACACUCCUGACAAAUCCUCACUCUGGGAUUUACUCUGGUGAGGUGGUAUGAAUUGAGGUCUCCCAGGUCAGACAGGCCUUAUCAUUGGUGGACUGUGACUGUAACUUCUUGCCAAGGGAGACAUUGCUGGCUGUGCCUGUGUGGCAUCAGGUUUGAUAUUCAGCUCAUUAAAUCACCUCAUCACCUCUGGCCAAUCAGCUCUCAUUAAUGAGGUGAUUUUGUGCUGAUGUGACAAAGUCUCCUGAGUCUGUAUCACUCGAGAAUACAUUGGAAUUAUGUAACACUUAAUAUCUCAAAUUCAUGUACUUUAUGUUGCAAAAAUCAUUGAUUCUUAAAUGAUGGCAUUUCUUUGGAUGCUAAAGUAUGUUUUUAAAAUAUCAUUUUUGUUAGCCAAAUUCAAGGUUAAAAAAAAUGUAGUCCUUAAUUAUUUAUUGCACCUAAUUGCUUUACACUAAGUGAGUUCUUGGAGCUCACAAGAAAAAAAAAAGAUUCUACUUGAAAAACGGUAACAAAACCAGAAAUGUUAACUUUGUACAUAGGGAUGUACCUUUGUUUCUUUCCACUGUUUCUACUUAAAUUGUUUAAUUUCAUCUGAAAAUGAAAGUUUAAAUGUAAUGUCAUGAUACUGUAAGCUUGACAAGUCUGAAUUACAUUUGAAUAUUUUUAUAUGGAAUUUGGGCUUUUAUUAUCAGUCAUUCCAAUUUCUUAAACCAUUUUUAACUGAAUUGUGGUGUAUGUUUAUGUAAAAUUCAAAAGAGCAAUGAAUGGCAAUUUCAGACAAUGGCUUAAUGUGUCUCAAGAUACACGACAAAUACUGAAGAAUGCAAUAUUUGUGAGAGAAUAAGAGUUGAUCUGUCAAGAUUUUGGUUAUUAUUAUUAUUAUUGGUAAUUGUUACAAUAAUGCCUCUGGAGAUUCACAGACAAAAACAGAACUUCCCAGGCAAAUAUGUCAAGAUAUAUUCAUUUUGUUACUGACAUUCACCUAGAACACAAUCAUAAAAUCGAAGCAGCUUUCAUUGUUGUGGGCCUGCAGUACAAAAACACUCAAGUUUAUUGUUCAGUGUUUAACAAUCUGAAUUGUUUCUUUUCUUCAUCUAUCCCACCAUGAUCAUCUGUAGUAUUAGGUGUGUGAUUAUAACACCUGGGAAAGUCUAAUUUCCCAUGCAAUAAUAAAAAUGAAAAUGUAUAAAACAUCCGAAAUUAAUGGCUCAUCUUCAAUACACUUUCUUUUAAUGGGAGUGAGGCGAAAGAGGGGCUGUCUCAUUUCAUCCCACAACGAAUCUUUCCCAUUUUCAGGAAAAGGUAAAAGAGGACGCAAGUUUAAGAGAGGGUCCUAUAACUUGCCACUUGGCUCCCUGUGGUUUGAGAAGUCUGAAAUUGGCCUUUUGGUUUCUUUAAAAUGUACUGCACUGUCUUCUUUUGGCAUGCUCUGGAAACAAAAUGCUUCAAGGAAUUUUUUCUGCCGUCACUUGCGAUUUUGUGUCAGUCAAUCUAAAUUUAAAGCUGAGAGAAGCUCAACAAAACUGCCGUUUUGCUGUUUGCAUGUAAAUGUGGCAAAGUUGAUCGAUGUUGUCCUCUGUGUAAAAAUAAAAUCAAAAAUUUGGAAGUGUACUGAAGCGAUGAGUUUUAAAAAAACAAAUCAAAUACGGAUGGCACAGCCCUGUUGAAAUGCUUGAGUGUUAUUUUUUCUGGUUGUUUUCACAGGACGAAGCGGCUCUUUUAACAGUUAUUUGCAGGGUCUGUGCCAAUGAUGUAUAAACUUGUAUUUUCCUUUACAGUAUUGGUCUGUAGUCAGUUCCUAGCUGGCUCUGUUGGUCAUGGGAUUAUUUAAAACUAUAUGAUCUUUCCAAUUACACUUUCUGGCUUAACUAGAUAAUGGCGUAUGCUAAAAUGGGAAGAAUCCGCUGAUGACAACCGUAUGGAAAAUAUGCAAAAUUCAUGGUCUGUGGUGCGGACCAGUCUUUGCGCAUAGAGAAAUGUGGAUCUGAUAUGGAAAGAGAAUCCAAUCUGUAAAAAGGUUAUGGUGUUUUAUGUGGUUACGAAGGCCCUGUUCGUUAUUUACAUCAUGCAAUUUAUCUUAUUUUCCCCAGCAUCUACAGUGGACAUUGUAAGGCAUGGGUGGGGAACUGGCCAGUAAAGAAAUCUGAAUAUUUAAGCCUGUGACUGUAUCCUCAGGAAAAUACAAAUUAUUUUGUAUGUACUGAAAGUGAAUGACUUCUAAAAUAAAUUCAUUAAAUCUU
Molecule: messenger RNA, 5922 nt
Organism: Lepisosteus oculatus (spotted gar)
Lineage: Eukaryota; Metazoa; Chordata; Actinopteri; Semionotiformes; Lepisosteidae
Gene: ptdss1a
Product: phosphatidylserine synthase 1a
Biological process (GO): phosphatidylserine biosynthetic process
Molecular function (GO): L-serine-phosphatidylethanolamine phosphatidyltransferase activity
Source: RefSeq, a predicted model, not a curated record